Racocetra fulgida is the source of this 562-nucleotide messenger RNA. NCBI's taxonomy places the organism in Eukaryota, Fungi, Glomeromycota, Glomeromycetes, Diversisporales, Gigasporaceae. The record is from the annotation of a GenBank genome assembly.
AUGUUGGGUCACUCUUUUGACUAUGAAAUCUUACUUGCCAGGUGUUGUUUGUCUCGCCAAAUCACUCAUGCGUUACCAGACCUCGAGAAAGAAGAAACAAAUCUUAAUUGCAAUGAUUAUGAUGAGCUAAUUCAACUAGGUUCUAACUAUGAUUUUCGUUUCCUUGAAAUAAAAGAGAUUACUCGUAUCAAUUUGAAGACGAGUCGAUAUGCGUGGGAUUAUUUUAAAGAAGCGCCGACUAAACUUCGUGCCUGGGAAGUUGAAGGUUAUGAUAUUGUAGGUCUUUUAGAUGCUGAUAUGUGUGUUAUACGAAACAUGGACGAACUUUUAGAAUUAGAUCUAGAUGAUAAUAAAAUCGCAGCAUGUCUAAUUUAUCCAGAAUCCACCAGCAUGGCACCAAUUACUAAUUCUGAAAGUGAUUUUAAUGCUGGAUUAAUUAUUUUACAAGAUAUCGAGAAGAUGAGGGCAAUGAAUUUAGAUGAAAGGGGAGAUUUUUGGAUUUUAUACAAUUGGUGGUGGAGGGUCUAUAGAGAUGAAUGUUGGGAAGAGGAUGAUUUUAAAG